This is a messenger RNA of Clarias gariepinus (North African catfish), 5416 nucleotides long. It is a transcript of the gene prr33, whose product is annotated as proline rich 33. The record is from RefSeq and is a predicted model, not a curated record. NCBI's taxonomy places the organism in Eukaryota, Metazoa, Chordata, Actinopteri, Siluriformes, Clariidae. The transcript has 3 exons. Bases 255 to 3557 code for a protein of 1100 amino acids.
CUGCACCUCAUCGCCACUCUGUGCACAUUCUAAGUAAAGGGGUCAGGUUUUAUUUUUGGACUGCUAUGGAGCUGGUGCCUUCCAUUUUGGAGGAAGGGACGAUAGUUGAGCUUAACAUGAGCCUCUUGCUCUGAUCCUCUAGGCUGGGAGAAGCAGGCAGCAGCCAUUCACCCCUAACCAGCAGAAACACAGGGGAAUUUUUCUGAAGUGAGCCAUCUGAUAUCUGUUAUCUGUCUUGGGGGGCUGACAUUUUUAUGGCUGUAAAUAUCCGCAACGUUGCCCAAGCAGGCCUGCUUUCCCAGCAGUACCCACCCCCACUACUUCCUAAACCUGGAAAAGAAAAUGUCCGGCUCCAGAAGUUACUUAAGAAAAGUGCUAAGAAAAAAGCUGCUGUCCAGUCUUCUCAAACAGCAGCCCCUUUCCGCUCAUGUCUCUCUCCAGUAACUGAGGCCAGUCCUGACCUGGAGUACAGUGACCACUCAACUCCACCCAGGACACCAGAAACACCUAUCUAUGGAGGUACUCUGCAUCCACGGUUUAACAUCAGGCCAUUGUAUCAGCAUUCACCAUCCCCCUACCCUCAUCAGGGUAGCAGUUCUUACAUCACACCAGCAAGCUUCUCCCCACUGCCCUAUGUUACACCGCACCAUUCAGGGAAUCUAUUUUCUUACUCAACUGCUCCUACUCCUGCUGGUAUUCCACUUGUUCCUUCAUAUAAAGCAACAUCUAUAACUGUUACAUCUGUAACUCCCACAACAGAGAUAAUCCGGCCUACUGCUACAAUACCAAUUUUUGUGGCAGUGAAGCAAACAAAUAAUGUACUGGCUACACCUACUUUUAUCAUCUCUAAAGCUGCAAGUCCUCAGCCAACAUUAAAACCUUUGUUUGAUGUUCCACAAAUUACAAAUUAUACUUCUAAGACAGCAACAUUAAAAACUUCUCAAUAUAUAUCCUCGCCAACAACACAAAGAAGAACACUCAUUGCUGAGGUGCUGCGUGGUCCAACACCAACGUUUGAAGUUAGAAGGAUUGUCACACCAACCUCAGAAUUAAAGAGAGAUAAAACACCAACUAGAGAAAUCAAAAGGGUCUCAACACCUACAUCUGAAACUAAAAGGGGUGUGACACCUACUUCAGAGAUUAAAAGGGGGACCACACCUACAUCUGAAAUUAAAAGGGGUUUAACACCUACAUCUGAAAUUAAAAGAGUUUUAACACCUACAACUGAAAUUAAAUACGAUGAAAUGCCUAAAACUGAAAUUAAAAUGGGUGUGACACCUACUUCAGAGAUUAAAAGGGGAACGACACCUAUAUCAGAAAUUAAAAGUGGUAUAACACCUACAUCAGAAAUUAAAAGUGGUAUAACACCUACAUCUGAAAUUAAAAGUGGCGUUACACCUACAUUGGAAGUUACAUCUGAAAUGAUAAGUGACACAACCUCAAUUUAUAAAAUAAAGACUGUGACUACUUCAGCUUUAGAGGUUAAGAGAGGUACUACCCCGACAUCUGAGAUAAGUGAUGCAACAGUUACUACUGAGCAAAGAAGGGGUAGAACCCUGACAAGAACAAGAACACCAACAUUUGAUCACUCACCAUCAAAAACUUCAACAGGGCGGCCAAAGACACCAUCAUAUCAUGUUUCACCUGCUAGGACACCUGUUUUAGAAAUUUCAAGACCCAACCCACUUUUAUUUGCUGUCUCUCCUGUGUAUAUGGAGGGCAGAAGAUCCAAAACACCUACUUCAAGUUUAGUUGGGCCUAGUGAGGAAAUUCCUCAAGAGACUGAGAAAAUAAAGAAAACUUAUCUUACAGAAUCCAUACAAAAUGGUGAGGUCCAUAUUAAAACAUUAGAAGCUAGACAAACUUCAGAAAAGCCCAAAGAAGCUGAGAUUUUAAAGCCAAAACUCACAGUGCAAAGUAUUUCGAAGGCUACAGAAAACACUAAAGCCCAAAGCCCAAAGGCCAGUGUACAUGAAGCUCCUAAACCUCUAACUCCUACAGUUGAACAUCGCAGUCCCAAAAUACCAGACUCUGAAUUCUCAGAACCUGCUAAACCCUUACUGGGGAAUCAACGACCAACAGUGCCUCCAGUUGCUGGUCAAAGACCAAGAACACCAACAUCAAAAUCAAAAUACUAUGGUUUAACCCCAUCUGAAUAUGUUGCUUUUGGGGGAAUACAGAGUUAUACUCCUGCAUUUGGUAUCUCCAGAGCUAUAUCACCAACCACUGUAGAAUAUAAAUCUCCAGAGCAGUCAACAGAUAUACCUGUUUUGAAAGAGAAGCCAGAGAGUCCCAAAACACCUGUGGAUAAAGUGUCACUAUCCAUGACUCCUGCUAUUGAUAAAAAUGGAACUUCUUCUGCCCCAGCUCCUGAAAUGUUAGCGGCCAUAAUGCCAACAGUAGCAGCAGAGGUAAAACUGGAGCACGUUAUAGCUACAUCAGAGAAAAUGGAAACAAAAGAAAAAGCCACUGGAGUUUCAGGAGUUAAAAUUCCAACUAUUGUUGUGUCUAAGGUUGACACACCACCUUCAGACGCUCUUGUGACAGUGACCACUCUUCCUGUUACACAAAGAGUUAGGACUCCGACACAUGAAACAAUUAAACCAAAGACAGUGCAAUCUGGAUCUUUAAAGAAGACAACUAAACCAGACACUCAGCCAACAUCACCUUCUUUAAAAGUUGUAAAAUCUGUAACACCUGACCAAAAUGCAGAUGAAAGCACAAAGCCAACAAAAAUAGGCAAAAUGACACAGAAAAAAACAGAGCCUCGUAUAUCUUUGCUGGAAAAGAUUAAAGAACAAAAAUCUUUAUCUACAAAAGAUAUCCCUUCAACAAAGGCUCAUGAAAUACCUGUGUCUGAAAAACCAGAAGGUAAGCCUCUGGUCAAGCCAAAGGAUGACCAGAAGAAUCUUAAACCUGGUGAAGAUGAUUUAUCAUCACCAAAAGAGAGCAUAUCUAAAGAUGCAAAGCCUGCAGUCAAGAAUGAGGUGGAAACUGCAGAGCCUCUUCUAAAGGCCUUUCAGAAACCAAAAGGCAUGAAGUCAAGACUCAGUGGCUGGUCUCGUCUCAAGAAACACAUGGUGGUGGAGAUAGAAGAACCCAAGUUUCCUGUUACUGAGCCAGAACUGAAGAAAGAUGCCCUUGAUGGAACUGCUCAGGAAGCUAGUGAGCAGGAAAACCAAUGCAAAGAAACAGAUAAGACUAGUGAAGCAGAGAGUAAAGAUGCCCCAAGGGCUACAAAAAUGUGGGAUGCAAUCCUCUUCCAAAUGUUCGCAACCAAAGAGAGUAUCAUGCAACAGAUUGAAGCCAGCAAAACUGAGGAGCAAAAGAAAGCAGAGGCUAAAUCAGAUAGCCCGAAAGAAAUUCCUGCAUUUGCACAUCGCCUUCCAGUUCUCCUUUACAGUCCUCGGUUUGAUGCCAGGAAACUGAAAGAGGCAGCUGCACGACCAAUGACAAAGAUUGCAACAGUGUUUGAAAUGGGUCUAAUAGGCCGCAAAAAUAAAGAAGAAGAACCAAAAGACUUUAACAGAAUAGCCAGAGGAUUCUUUAAUAAAUAAACUACUAAUGUCUAGAUUAUGAUAAAGGGCUGGCUUCUGAAUAGCCCAAAGAAGCUUUGUCCAUAAAGUGUGUACAGUUCUAUUUAUCACAAUUAAGCUAACGUAAAGUUUAAAUUAAAUAAAAAAGUGAAUGUAAUGUGAUUGUAUAAUUUACGCAAAGGAAACAUGGAAAAACAUCCUGUUUUGCCUCACUCAUGUUAUAUUAAUCUGACAGAAAGAUUACACAAGAUGUCUUGUAAAAAACAACAACAACAGAACUACAGUUUUGAUGUGUUUCAAUGUCAUUCUAAAAUGCCAGAAUGACAUAAUACAACUUAAUACACAUAAGACUAGACUUAUGUUCUUAUGUUCAGUUAGCCAAUCAUAUGGCUGCAGGACAAUGCAUGCAUUUAGAACUGUUUUAGUGCCUUAGACUGACACCAGUGCACCCAACACUAUUUCCACCGUUCUAAAAUUUGGCAUAAACAUUAUAUGAUGCUCUUAAGCUUUAGCUGGAUGAUGACGCUGCUGGCAUAUAAUUGGCAGAUUGGAUAACGUCUAGAAUAAACAAUUAGAUGUUCCUACUUUAGAGGCCGGUGACUUUCUUUCAUGAGGGACAUUCAAGUUAAACUGGGACUUUGGAUUGUGCAGAAUAAAAGAACAUAGGUAUGAAAGUAACUUUAUUUCUUUGUAAUCCUCUGCUACACUAACAUACUAUUCCUAGGGUUUCACUGCUGAUUGGAUACCAUCAAUGUAGAAAGAUUUCUCAGUAUGCUGGAGCCAUGAUGGGACUACCUGCUUCACAUCUGAAAUGCUGGCCUCAACAGAACCUCUUUAAUGGCCCAAACAUGUGGAAAUAGAUUGGGGCGCGGUCGGGUCUGUUCAGGGGAUGUAGCAAUAACUCCCAGACAAAUGCAUCUUUUUUUACAAGUUACAAGUUAUCCAUCAAUUUUUAAGGAUCAGGCAAUCCUAUUCAUGAAUGUUUACAAGAAUGUCUGCAGUGGCCAUGGGCCACCCCAGCUGGGAUUGUCUUUCACAAGCGUGAAGGCUUCUUUAAAACAUUUGCAAUAUUUAAAUGUUUUACUGCAACUAAGAGUCUCCUCACUAUACUGUACUAAAUUCUUCUGUGAAUAUCAAGCAGAUUUAAGCCUUCAUUCACAAGAAAUAUCAUUGCAAGUCCCGGUUUGUCUUGAAAAUCCCUCAUACAUUUAGUGUAGACAAAAUUUUCUAUUUUCUAUUAUUUUAUUUGCUGCUUUUUACAGCGAUGCCUGUGAAACAAUGGUCUGAUUGUAUGUUCAGUGAAGGAACAGUAUUUACAGGGUGUUUGAAAGUUGUAGUUGGCUGGAAAGGUGGAAUGAAGGCAAAUGAGAGCUAAUAGUGGGUUGAAAAUGAAGGAAAGUGUGAAUGGAAAAAGAUGAAUAACAGAAUAACAACCUGAAUAUACCACAGAUCAUAUAUUUAAAUGGUGGUCUUAGUGAGUCUGUAUGACUUUUACAGAUGUAAGUGUCACAGAUAGCUUACACUGAAAACAUGGUUACAUGAGUGUAUACUGUCAGCUAUUUUGCAUGGCUUAAUGUAAGUUUUUUUUCUGAUUGUUCUGACUAUACUAGGGAAAAAAUAGAUGAUAGUGAUGAUGAUGUUGAUAAUGAUACUGUAUUUGUGUGUGUGUGUGUGUGUGUGUGUGUGUGUGUGUGUGUGUGUGUGUGUGUCUGUGUCUGUGUGUGUGUGUGUGUGUAUGUCAGUCUGUCUGACAUUAAAAAUCAAAAUGGGUACACAUUCUCUGUAUAGGCAGUGAAAUGUGAUAUGUAUAAUAUUUUGCAUUUUAAGGUGCUAGAUUACAUGUUUUAUAUAUUUUUUGUAAUAAAAUUUGUUCAUUUGGA